AUGUCGCUCUUACAUUCCCUUUUCGUCCUGACAGCUCAUGUUGUCGGCUUACUCUUGUUUGUGUUGUUUUUAGCCUUCAUUGGCUACUGCGCAUACGUUAAGUAUAUACACUUGAAGACCGACCACAUACCUGGACCGCCGAGGGAAAGGGCCGAGAUUUACGGACCUGCAUACAGAGUCAAUGCACUUCAUUACGUCCUUGUCUUUAUUACAUGUCCAGAGACAGUCAAGGAAAUCCUGAUGUCCCCCAAGUAUCCCAAAGACAUGUUCUUGCACACGCGACUCUUCAGCAUGUUUGGUCAAAGGUUCUUGGGCAAUGGCCUGGUAACAGCAAGGGACCAUGAUCAGUGGUACAAACAACGGCGGAUAAUGGACCCCGCCUUUAGUAGCCUGUACUUGAGGAGUCUGACGGGAACGUUCAACGAGCGAGCCGAGAGUCUGAUGACCAAACUGUCGGACAUUGCCGACAAAAAGACAGAAGCUAACAUGCUGGAGCUGGUCAACAAGGUCACUUUGAGUGUCAUCAUCAAGGUUGCAUUCGGCAUAGAUUUAGAGCUGCUGGAGACCACGGCGUCCCCUUUCCCCGACGCCAUCGAGAUGUGUCUGAAAGGGAUGGUAUACAACAUACGGGACGUCUUUUUUCGGUUUAAUCCCAAAAAUUGGGCCUUUGUGGAGGAAGUUCGCGCCGCCUGCAAACUGCUGCGCUCCACUGGUUCCGAAUGGAUUAACAAUAGGCGGGAGGCCAUUCAGAGUGGCGGUGACGUGCCCAAAGACAUCCUCACGCAGAUCAUAAAAUCGGCGGGAAAAGAGGAAAGCACGACGAAAGAAGAUGAAGAAUUCAUGCUGGACAAUUUUGUGACCUUCUUCAUCGCUGGACAAGAAACGACCGCUAACCAGUUGGCGUUUUGCAUCAUGGAGCUCGCCAGAAAUCCCGAUAUUCUAGAAAAAGCUCAAAAGGAAGUGGACGAAGUCAUCGGGAUGAAGCGAGAAAUCAGCUACGACGAUCUGGGGAAACUCGUUUACCUCUCGCAGAUUCUUAAAGAGACUUUAAGAAUCUACCCGACAGCUCCAGGGACAUCCCGUGAGCUCGUCCAAGACCUCGUCAUUGACGGCAUCCACAUUCCAGCUGGCGUCAUCUGUAUUUUUAGCUCAUACGUGUCCAGCAGAAUGGAAAAGUUCUUCAAGAAUCCACUGGAAUUUAAUCCAGAUCACUUCCACCCAGAUGCUCCCAAGCCUUAUUACACCUACUACCCCUUUUCUCUGGGGCCACGCUCCUGCCUGGGACAGAACUUUGCUCAGAUGGAAGCUAAAGUGGUGAUGGCCAAGUUAAUCCAGAGGUUCAAUUUUGCCUUGACGCCCGGCCAGAGCUGCGAAAUCCGCGACGUGGGCACGCUGCGACCCAAAGGUGGCGUGGUGUGUACGCUCUCACAUAGGAAGCACUCUGGCUUGUAA
Molecule: messenger RNA, 1452 nt
Organism: Nerophis lumbriciformis (worm pipefish)
Lineage: Eukaryota; Metazoa; Chordata; Actinopteri; Syngnathiformes; Syngnathidae
Source: RefSeq, a predicted model, not a curated record